UUUGGGUGUAGUGCUUGCAUGGACUGUAGAGUUCAGCACGUGCACAAGCGUUCUAUCAAGGCUGGGAAAGCGUCCACCAGGGACUGGUGAUAGCAUGCUCCCGGCAUCCAUGGCUGGAGACAUUAUGUGGGUGUUUGCAGGUUCUAUGCUUACAGAUGUAGCUGGCAAGACAACCUGCAGUGAAGGAGCAACCAAUGAAUCUGCAUUUCCUGCACAAUCGGCAAACGCCAUUCAUCGCUUCCAACCCAGUUUAGGAAGCAGUUGUAACUGAUUCUAAGGACAACAUGAACAACACAACAGACUCAGAGGACCUUGGGGAAGGUACAGGCUCACCAUCUGAGUCGCGCAUUAAGCACAUCUUCCACGGUGAUAUCAAGGUUAAAGUUGAGCGAAUACGCAUUGAAGGUCUUGGGAGAACUAAAGAUGACUUUAUCGUAAAGCAUGUGAGCCAACUCUUUGAAGCGGAGACCUUCAAAGAUGUGAUCUUCAAGUCUGGAGUGGUGAAACAAGAACUGGAGGAACUGGAUAUGUUUCAGGGAGUUGGAGUUCUGAUUGACACCAGCAAAGGUCCAAAAGCGAGACCAGAUGGCGUUGACGUUACAGUCAUUGUCAAAGAAUCCAGGAGACUCACUGGGAAUGCUCAUACUUCUGUUGGAAACAACGAAGGCAGUUUAGUUUUGGGAGCUAGAUGUCCUAAUUUGUUGGGAAGAGGUGAAAAUCUUAGUGCGGAAUAUUCCCGUGGGACCAGACACUCGAUGGGAUACAAUGUAACGUUCACCAAACCACUACAGGGAGAUACUGAUAAAAGGUUGACAGCAAGUGUUUUCAAGACAUCAGGCGACUUCUUGUGCAGCUCUUACAAAGAGAUUGAUCAUGGUGUGCUUCUGGAAGCUAUGCUCCCCAGCUUUUUAGGUCAGCAUAACUUCAAAUGGGAAGGAAGCUGGAGAGAUGUUUCUUGUCUGUCUCGUACUGCUUCAUUUACUGUCCGUGAGAUGUCUGGCCAUUCUGUCAAGUCAUCACUUAAGCAUGUCUUCACCAGAGAUACAAGGAAUGAGCGCAUCUAUCCAACACAAGGUUAUCUCUUCCAAAUCUCCCAGGAGCUUGCUGGGAAUCGUCUUGGAGGAGACGUGCAAUUCUUGAAGGGAGAAGCUGAGAUCCAACUCAAUAAGAAACUUAUCAAAGAUUGUGUCAUUUCCUGUUCACUUCAAGCCGGCUUGAUGAAAUCGUUGAACUACACAGAAACACGAAUCAAUGAUAGAUUCUUCCUUGGUGGAGCAACCUCUGUCAGGGGAUUCAACUUCCGAGGUCUUGGGCCUCAUGCUGAUGGUGAUGCAGUAGGAGGAGAAGCCUAUUGGGCUGCUGGUCUUCAUCUAUUCACUCCUCUCCCAUUCAUGCCUGGAAGGGGUGGUUUAGGUGACCUCUUCCGUACCCACAUGUUUGUUAAUGCUGGCAACCUGUGCAAUCUUGAUCUUGAGGAACAAAAUGUCCAGCAGCAUCUAGAGCGAUUAAGAGACAACUUCCGAUGGAGUUACGGAGCGGGGAUUGUCUUACGCCUUGGUAGGAUUGCAAGGUUUGAGUUAAACUAUGUGAUACCCCGGACAGCUCUGCAUUCAGACAGUAUCAAUGCUGGUCUACAGUUUGGUGUGGGUGUAAGCUUUUUGUAGCAAGUGUGCAGCUCGUGGUUUUAUUUUGUGUAGAAUAAAUGAUGAAUGUAAGCUACUUCUUCAAAGGUUUUGAAGUUUUUACAUUCUAAAGGAAUCUACUUAGCUAGGUUUGUUUGAUUACAAAUUGGGAUCUACUUUGACCACAUAGUCUGAGUUCACAUGGUAAACAUACAAGAAUACAUAUACACGCAUAGACAGGGUCAAAACAACUACUUUGAAUAAUCUGUAUAGUGACUUGAUAAUGUAGAUAUUGCAGUCACAUGGUUGCUUUUGAGGGUCUCAUGCAGCAGUUCCAUAGAAGAGAACAUGUUGAGAUUAUCUUGGAGUUUGUGUGCAUAGACUUGUUCUUGUGAUAAAGAUGUGUCAUGAGUCUUAACCCUCCUUUGGUUUUACAGCACAAAUGUGCACAAAUGCCCACAGUCAUGGUGA
Molecule: messenger RNA, 2093 nt
Organism: Acanthaster planci (crown-of-thorns starfish)
Lineage: Eukaryota; Metazoa; Echinodermata; Asteroidea; Valvatida; Acanthasteridae
Gene: samm50
Product: SAMM50 sorting and assembly machinery component
Biological process (GO): mitochondrial respiratory chain complex assembly; protein insertion into mitochondrial outer membrane
Cellular component (GO): outer membrane
Source: RefSeq, a predicted model, not a curated record